AUGGACUGGCUGAGACCAGACCCAGAACUGAUAUGCUCGAAAUGGACCGACUUUCUAUCGGACCCAUCGAUCUCCCUCAACCAACUCAAGAGAACUGCCUUCCAAGGAAAGAUCACCAUCCUCAGAUCAGUCUACUGGAGAAUCUUCCUUGGACAAUUACCAACACCUCCACGUCAAUCAAAGAAGCUAUCCAAUUUCACCCUAACCAGUUGGACGUUUGGCUUAGAAAGAUCUAGAUCAGACUGGGAAACCCUUCGUCAAAAAUAUCUCAGAGCUCCAGAUGGUCUAUGGUUGGAGGAUUCUGUGGAGAGCUCCUCAGAUUACAAUCUACCUCUUAAAUCGAACGACCAAGCUCUCUCUACUCAUCUCUCAACUGCCAAUUCUCAGCCCAUAGAUCUCGGGGUGAACAACCCUCUGAGUCAGCACGAGGAUAAUCCUUGGCAUGUAUGGCUACGCGACCUUGAGUUACGUAAAAUCAUCAAGCAAGAUGUCGUUCGAACCUUUCCCGAACUCGAUUACUUUCGACAAACACGCGUACAAGUGAUGCUUAUCAACAUUCUUCAUGUGUAUUGUAAACUUCAUGAAGAUCUUGGAUACCGGCAAGGGAUGCAUGAGGUCCUUGGCGUCCUCUUAGAAACACUCGACUUAGAUUCAUUAGACCCUCCGAGCGAAGGAAAGCCAGCCUUGGUUCAUCAAAUAUUAUCCAGAGAGUACCUAGAGCAUGACGCGUUCAGUCUGUUCUCACUACUCAUGCGGCCGAUGAAAAUUUGGUACGACCCUAACUUGUCCAUGCCACUUCGAGAUCUUGCUAACAGCCAGACCACACCAUUGACGUCGGUCGGCUUUGUGCCAUCUCAACUUGCUGCGAUCCAUCCAGCUCCCGCAAACACCGCUUGUCCUGAUGAUUCGCUAGUCCAUCCUAUCGUUGACAAAUGCGCCUCGAUCUUCCACGUCUAUCUCAAACAUGCCGACCCAGAACUCUGGGCUCAUCUUGAGAAACUAGAUAUCGAACCUCAGUUGUGGGGGAUCCGAUGGUUGAGACUAUUGUUUACGAGAGAGUUCACUUAUCAAGAAAGUUUGUCACUUUGGGAUGGUAUCUUUGCUCAAGACGGAACUUCUUUACGAUUGGCAGACUUCGUCUGCAUUGCCAUGUUAUUGCGAAUACGCGAAGGUCUUCUAGAAUCAGAUUAUACUGGCGCACUACAGCUGAUACUCAGAUUCCCUCGACCAACAGACGGAGAUUCGAAGAUUGACUUGUUACUCUAUCAAGCUAUCUUACUUUACCAAUUCCCGACCCCCGACACGGUUCUGUUGAUCAUCCGCCAAAACGUUGACUUGCAACUGUUUACUGGCGAACUGUCCUCAUCCCAAGAUUCAAGUUCUUGGUUUAGCAUGAGGCGCAGACCCACAUCUUCAUCAACCACCACACAUUCGCGAGACUUGCUGAGUCGUAAACAGCAACCUGCACCAACUGAGACGGCAUCCAAUCCGAUAAAUAACAGCAGAGCGAACCCAUCAAACGGGUCGGAACACGGCUCGGUCGGCUCCAAGAAGGGCCAAUCGUUGACGAAAAGCAAAAGCUUUUUGGGCGCACUGGUCGAUCUGCGCAAGAGCUACUCCGCCACCAUUCCACUAGACAGUCAUCUGGUAUCAGAGUUAUCACCAUCAUCUACGGCAGCUCCAUUACAAUCACCUUUGAACUUGAUGAACUCGUUCAGCCCAACGAUCCCCAAACAAAACCCAAGCUCAAACUUAAAAUCCCAACAUACUCAGUGUCUAGCCAACCAAGAAGUCGGGCAAGCUCUGGGUCUAUGUGUGGAUGCACUGGAGCAAGAGCUGUUCAAAGUGUCCUAUCAACCCGUAGAUUCUAGCCAAGGAUUGGCAUUAGGCGCUUUGAAACAUAUCAGGGAUGUCAUGUUAUCCGGGUUUAGCUCAAGUUUUGACUCGAAUGUCAUGAGUCCGUUGAUCGAAUAUCAGUCCGCUACCACCCAGCUCGCUUCUGAUCACCAGAACCUCGAGCAUUCCGUCUCCCACUCUUCCUUCCUAACCUUCAGUCCUACUUCUGCCCCCUAUGGUCCCUCCUGUUCCACUACCAUCGACUCUCCUGAAUUGACCUUCAAUCAAUCCAUCUCCGAGGGAAGUCUGGACUCUAUUCGAAUGACCCAGACCAGUUCGACCGUCUUGCCCACUGAAUCUCCCGCAUCAUGGUUGUCAAUGAACAAUGAGCGACGAAGAAGAUUGACAGGAAAGAUGAAGAAGGAGGAUGAUGAUUAUGAUGAUCGAGAGACGAAGGAAGGAUUAUCAGGUGGGAUUGAAGGACGAGAAAGAGAAGAAACGUCGGAACAAAGGCCCGAGGUCCAACCCCUUUCACCCUCGAUCUUCGGUACCAAGUUAUGGAUUCAAGCCAACAAUCCUGUCUCAUCCUCUACCGCUUCGUCUUCUUCUUCCCAUCGUCAUCAUCAGAAUUUCUCGAAUCGCCAGUCUAAACCCCGGCCCAAUGACCUGCUCCCCGUCCAUACUCUCCCUCCUGAUGACGGCCAUUCCGAGAGCUUGAUGUUGGUCGAAAGUCGCCAUCUCUCAUUCAAAUAAUCUCCCCCUUCACACACACACACAAGCUCCCCUUCCCCUUCUUUUUGGUUCGUCUGCCUUUUUCUUUUGCUAGAGGGAAGCAAAAACAUUCCUGUUUUUUUUUUAUUUCAAUUCAUCCUCAUCCUCUUGAACCAAAACCUGCACCUCAACCCGUUGUAAUACUUAAUCAGAGACUGUUGUUAUAUUGUUAUUGUUCUUCUCAUCAUCGUUCUUAUACUUGUUGUUCCUCGCCUUUUUGUUAUGGAAAGAGGAAAAUCUUGCACGAUUUUGUGAUACUACAACUUUUUCUUCUCUCAGACUGUUAAUUCACUUGGCUUUGUUGUGUUUUUUGGUGUUGUUUAUUGUAUAACAAAUAUUGGUUACAUUCCUGUUUUUCAUUCAUCCAUCUUUUCUUUCAUGGUAUGCAGCUUUUUUUUUCAUUGGAAGGAGAACCAAGCCUUGACUU
Messenger RNA from Puccinia graminis f. sp. tritici CRL 75-36-700-3, 3034 nucleotides. RefSeq lists its product as uncharacterized. The record is from RefSeq and is a predicted model, not a curated record. Bases 1 to 2589 code for a protein of 862 amino acids. Lineage: Eukaryota; Fungi; Basidiomycota; Pucciniomycetes; Pucciniales; Pucciniaceae. The transcript is spliced from 6 exons. Gene Ontology annotation, molecular function: GTPase activator activity. Gene Ontology annotation, biological process: activation of GTPase activity.